Messenger RNA from Coniophora puteana RWD-64-598 SS2, 1362 nucleotides. RefSeq lists its product as uncharacterized. Bases 1 to 1362 code for a protein of 453 amino acids. The record is from RefSeq and is a predicted model, not a curated record. The transcript has 2 exons. NCBI's taxonomy places the organism in Eukaryota, Fungi, Basidiomycota, Agaricomycetes, Boletales, Coniophoraceae.
AUGAGCCUCGUUCAGAACAUCUUCCGCGCACUCACGGAGAGCGAGUGGAUGCAUUUACAGGCCUACACUGAUCGUAUUCGUGUGCUUCGUCACGACGCUACAAGCCCCACGAUCCCUAUUGACAAUUCUGCUUUCACGUUCCUCUCCCACACUCGUGCCGCGAAUGUAAAACUGUUCUCUGGCUUGCGCUCGGUCAGCUGGAAUGAUUCUUGCACGAGCAGCGCGUGGACAAUGUUCAACAGGUGGCUGCCGUUGGAAAUCCAGGCCAUUGAUAUUACAUUGCCCUCAUCCCCAACCAGCGGAGUAUAUGCUGAUGAAUUCGUCUCGACCCAAGCGCGGGCUUGGAUAGGGACGCUACACUCUUUUUCACAGGUGCAGUGCCUCAUACUGCGGCACGACCCACUCGACCCGAACGAUCAUGAUUACAAAGACGACAUAUCUCCCGAAGUAAUGGCGAUGGCUGGUCUUUCCGAACUCCGUUGUGGAUCAGUCAACGAGAUUGCCAUCAGAUGUUUAUUGGAGCGCCCAUGUAUGCGACGGCUGGACAUUACCCUGCCAGCCCAAAGCAACGCAGACGCGUUCUGUAACCUGGAGGUAACGUCUUCCCUCAACCAUAUAUCCCUCCGGUCCCUCUCCUCGUUGGAUCAGGCCGGAGGGUUUAUCAACGCGCUGCAGUUCUUGCCAGAAGAGCUAUCAAUUGUGGCCCCCUGCCUCCCUCACGAACAAUUCGUAGCAUUGCUAUUGCGGUUAGCCCAGCGCUACUCAAGGACUGAUCACCAACGUUUCGGUCUGUCCUUUGAGGGUAUCCCAUUCCCUGUGAUUGUAGAUGAUUGGAUCCUGGACGACAACGCCUUCAUACCUACUAUCACCCUUCAAGAUGUCCAGCCCCUGAUUAGCGACAAGCUACAGCAUCUUGUCAUCGAGGACUAUAUGCCGAUAGAUCUGUCUGAUAACGAUGUUACCGCGCUCGCAAGAGGGUUGCCAAGCAUUAUUACCCUAAGUAUCUGUGGCAAGAGUGGGUCAAGGCCAUUGACCAACCUGAGUUUGAACGCGGUGGUGGCAGUCCUGGAGAGCUGCCGCCGCAUAACGGCACUUGGCCUUGUUUUUGACGCCAAAAAGGUUCCCUCCGUUGGGGCAAGUGGGAACGGCUUGUCGCCCCCGGUCAACCAUAGCCUCAAGAAACUUCUGGUGGGUAACUCUGAGAUAGAAGAUCCGCCGAAUGUUGGCUUCUUCUUAAAGGCACAUGCCCCCGAGCUGACCAUAUUUACCUGUUCUCCAAACUCUCUAUGGUACCGGCAUAGUAACAUAGCCAGGAUAGAUGCAGCUUCAACUGAGCAUUCCGAGCGCCGUACUAUUAUGUGA